AUGGUACAGAAGAUCGAAGGUGAGGAGGAGAGCCCGAAGAUCGCCUCGGCGCCUCCGAGGCAACCACAUCCUCUCAAGAACGUAUGGACUUAUUGGUACCUCAACGACGAACGCAACUCCAACUGGGAAGACCGUUUGAAGAAGGUCUGCUCGGUCAACACAGUCGAGGAGUUCUGGGCUCUGCAGAACAAUAUACGCCCACCAUCAUCGCUUGCGUCCACAUGCGACUACAACUUUUUCAAGGAGGGCAUCCAGCCGAUGUGGGAGGUGCCAGAGAAUCUGCACGGCGGCCGUUGGCUGAUCAACAUUGACAAAGGAAAGUCUGGUCAGGUCCUGGAUCUGAUCUGGCUGGAGAUCAUCCUUUCAAUGAUCGGUGAGCAGUACGGCGACGACAUGGAGAACAUUUGCGGUCUCGUCUGCAACGUGCGGAACAAGGGUCACAAGAUCUCGAUGUGGACGCGCCAACAUAACGACGAUGAAUCGAACUUGCGCAUCGGCAAAGUCAUCGCCCGGGUAUUGAACAACGCACGGCUUCCCGAUGGCGUUAACGGCCCUCAGCACCUUUUCGACGUUCUCCGCUACGAAGACCACAAUUCGUGCCAAAAGAAGUCUGGCUCUACCGUCAAGCCCAAGCUCACCAUCUCGGCCGUGGAAGAGCUGGUCAAGAAUGACGGCAAA
Messenger RNA from Mesorhabditis spiculigera, 678 nucleotides. The record is from the annotation of a GenBank genome assembly. NCBI's taxonomy places the organism in Eukaryota, Metazoa, Nematoda, Chromadorea, Rhabditida, Rhabditidae.